AUGACGCCCAUGUCCAUUGCAUCGCCGCUGAGAGAGGUUUCUGAACUCAAAAUCAGUGAGUUCGACCAGCUAAAGCAGGAUUUCAAGGCUCGAUACGGCAUUGGCACUCCACAGUCUACCAACGUCACAGUGCGCGAACGAAUCGCAACGCUUAUCGAUAAUAUCAUCAAAUUCGACUCGUAUCUCAAUGAAGAUGAAGAACUCACGAUCAUGGCGGAUCAUGUUGAGCAGACUGGGGAUGACGACUACAUGUCAGAUGAUCAGCUCCUGAAGUUCGAGCAGAAGAUUCUCAAGAAGCUGCACAAGCGGAUGAACCGCUACGAUGCAACCUCCCUUCAUUUGCACAUGAUGAGGGAAGCCAUGACAGGUACUGACAAGAUGGCUACUUCUGGUUUGGAUGCUUUCUCCUUCGAUGACGACUUUGAGGUCGUUGACAAUAGGCUCGAGAAUGUCUGGGACAAGUUCGAGGCUGAGGCGUUCACCGCCAAAGACGUCGACACUGAAGCACUGGAGAUAUACCUGAAAAGUCUGAUGGACGACAAGAGCACGAAACACCCCUUGUCCAGAUUACGUGACAGGAUGGAUGAGUAUGGUCAAGAAUUGCUUGAGGGCGAAGCUGACAUCGACGAAUCUGAUCUUGAGUACUGCAUUAUGGACCUGCUCAAGAACGACCUCAUCGACAAGAAGAAGAAGAAGGUCCUCGAGAGCUACUUGCAGAGCGGGGUCGCUCUGAAGGAGCUGAUUGGUGUGCUGAACAUGAAGUCUCUCAAAACCUGGGACUGGAAGCAAGCGGCCAAAGGACUGCCUGUCACAGCCCGACUUGACUCUGAGGGUCAGUACCAUGUCACUAUCGAGGAAGAUCUCGUCGACAUGCUGUUCCUGCACUGCACAGCUAUCGGCUGGGCCCAGAAGCUUAAGGACUGCUUCAACGACUUCUUUCGCUUCGUAGACGCAACCUACAAGCGAGAGCUCACUAUCGACGACAGCAAGGAGCGCGAAUUCUUCCUUGGCCAGAUGCCGUUCGAACCCCUGUCUGAAGACUCAUCCGACUCGCCAGAAUUCCUCGUCCAAGUACCACCACCUCCGCCGAUGCCCCUCAGCUGGGGCGUGCCACAGGGCGUCUACUGCGACCGUGCGAUAUCGAUCAUGCCUCCGCCUCCGCCCCCGCCGCCACCGAUGAUGAUGAUGCCGCCGCCACCACCUCCGCCAAUACCAGCGAUUUUCUUGAUGCCCCCGGUCAAUCUCGACACCAUGAAUGAUGAGCGCUACAGAAUCUACAAGCGCGACUUCUUCAUGUCGCGUCUGCCCACGCCGAACGGCUGCAAGCCCAAGCUGACGCCGGUCGAGGAGGUGCAGGCAAACUUGAUCAAGACACUGGCGGCUGAGGUCACGGUCCGCACUGCCCUGGAUGGUCAAGCCAGCUGCUCGGUUGUUGAUUUCCACUCACUCGCGACAGCACUGCCGCACAAAACUAUCCUGGUGAUCCUCAAGUUCUUGCACAUCCCAGAGAUAAUCGUGGAUUUCUUCGCGCGCUUCCUUGGUGCGAGUCUGAAUAUCGGUCCUUCGGUGCGUGGUACGAGAGACCGUGUUAUUACGCGUGCUUGUGGUGUACCGGAGCGGCAUGGCAUGGAGCUUCUGCUCACGGAGGCGGUGAUGUUCUUUGCCGAGCUGGCUGUCAGCAAGAAGACAGGCCUGCCUCUGUACCGUCUUGGGUCUAGGUGUUACUUCGUGGGUACGGAGGAGCAGAACGAGCAGGCUAUGCAAGAGUUGUCGAUCUUCUCAGGCCACACUAAGUUGGAGUUCGAUGAUGUGUCUGCCCAGCCUGGUCGGCUUGACAUGGGCUUCUUGGAAAUUUCGGGCGACGGCAUUGUCAUCAAACAGUCCAUGGUGGAAGAGUACGCAUUGCGUGCGAAGAAAGAGCUUUCAGCCCAGAACACAGUCUACGAUUGGGUACGCGUAUGGAACAGCACAGUCGGAACCUACGCCGCCCAUCUCUUCGGACCCCUUGUCGACCUCUUUGGCAAACCGCAUCUUGAAGCCGUCAAGGCCGCCUACAAACACAUCCUCGACACCAUCUUCCCCGGUAGCAACCUCACCGCCCACGUGAAAUCCAUGCUCCGUACCCGCUUCGACUCCACCCGCACCAUGACCCCGCUCGCCCUUGAAGCCCUGAUCCACCUCCCGAUCUCCUUCGGCGGCCUGGGCGUCCUCAAUCCCUUGAUAUCCCUCAGCCUUGCGCGCUCCCUCACAGCAUCUCCCGCCGCCAUAACAGCCGGCUACAUCGAUGUCGAAACCAAGUACCACGCCGAGGCCCUUGCAAACUGGAACGAACUCACCGCUACCCACAUUGCGCAGAAACUCACGGAUACAUUCUCCGGCCCCGACUCAGCGCCCGAGUCCAUUCGCGAAGCCGCCCAGUCGAAAGAGUUCCUGGAUCAGAAGGCACUGACCAGGCACCGCGAGUACGCGCUCUAUCUACCUCUUCCUUCCACUAUGCUCCCACCAUCACAUACGCACCCGCCCCCGCCGCUGCGCGAUCUGAGCAUCCCGUAUCUCACGGGCCUGUAUCAGACCCUCCUCAAUUGCCCCGUGGAAAACAUAUCGGCGCCGGAGUCCCUCAGAGACGAGGUGCGCGAGUGCGGCCGCAUGAGGCGGUGGGAGCUACUCGAGGCGCGGGAGCGCUGGGUGUUGGCGGUGUAUGGGGAGGAGUGCUUGGAGGCGUUUGGGUCGCUGGAUGUUUGGAUUGAGAGGUAUGUGCCGAGGGUCUGUGUGGUACUGCUUAGGGGUGAGGGUGACGUGUCGGAUGGAGAGAGCAGCUCUUAUUAUAGUAUUCCCUGAGAGGUGGCAUUUCCUUUGAGUAAUAAGGGUGUAUUUCCCGGUUUCUAGUGUCUUUUCUUCUGGCCAGUGGGAGAUUGGGACCAGGGCAGACAGAUAGGUUGAGACGUAACGAUUCCCCAGUCAAUGAUUAUUAUUAUUUCUUUAUACCUAGAACAUUAUAUGCGUGCAAAGGAGAUCUGAGCCGUUGAGGGAAGG
Boeremia exigua is the source of this 3033-nucleotide messenger RNA. RefSeq lists its product as uncharacterized. The transcript is spliced from 2 exons. NCBI's taxonomy places the organism in Eukaryota, Fungi, Ascomycota, Dothideomycetes, Pleosporales, Didymellaceae. The record is from RefSeq and is a predicted model, not a curated record. Bases 1 to 2838 code for a protein of 945 amino acids.